AUGGAGACUGUCAAGAACGCCGCCAACUACGUCGCCGAGACCGUUCAGGGCACUGGCGCUGAGGCUUCCAAGGAGGCAAACAAGAAUGUCGCUAAGGACAACGAUGCCAAUGUCACCACCCGUGCCAGCGCCGCUAAGGAUGCCGUUGCCGACAAGAAGGACGAGUUCUCCCACAACACCAAGGCCGAUGUCCACAAGGAAGCCGCUAAGAACUAA
This is a messenger RNA of Penicillium canescens, 216 nucleotides long. RefSeq lists its product as uncharacterized. The record is from RefSeq and is a predicted model, not a curated record. NCBI's taxonomy places the organism in Eukaryota, Fungi, Ascomycota, Eurotiomycetes, Eurotiales, Aspergillaceae. The transcript is spliced from 3 exons. Bases 1 to 216 code for a protein of 71 amino acids.